Messenger RNA from Saccostrea echinata, 1018 nucleotides. RefSeq names its product protein SSUH2 homolog. The record is from RefSeq and is a predicted model, not a curated record. Lineage: Eukaryota; Metazoa; Mollusca; Bivalvia; Ostreida; Ostreidae. The transcript has 9 exons. Bases 1 to 1011 code for a protein of 336 amino acids.
AUGGAAGUGGCGUUAAUACCUCCUCCGCCUCCAAUGCAGCCACAAACAGUAUAUCCUCAACCCAUGCAGUUCAAAGACAUUGAUAACCUUGAUCAGGCGGUUUGUAAGCAGGCUAUGAUCGAUUAUGCUGCUGAAAGCUGUUGUUUAGAUUCAAAUGCUGCCAAAGAAAUGACCAUCACCAGAAAUAAUGGUUUAACUGCUUAUCACUAUAUUUUAGAAACUUUUACUGAAUCACGAAAAACAGAAUGCAAACGUAAGCCACAUCACGGAGGAAGCGUUGAUGGCUCUGAAAACGGCUCUGCGCCCUCGCCUUGGGAUGUACUGUGUAAUGCAGAUAAAAUCUUUCAUAAUCACACUAAGAAAAUGAAAAUUCCGCACACAGAGUAUAUUCGUCCAUGUAACAAUUGUAUAGGACGUGGUUACAUCCAGUGUCCGGAGUGUCAUGGUAACGGACAAAAGGACUGCUCCUGUAGUAAAUGGCAACGUAAUCGGGAAUCUGAAAUGUUGUUGGGAAGUAAUGUCAAUCAUGCUUGUCCAUGGUGUAAAGAUACAGGAUUCUUGAAGUGUAAUAAGUGUUCCAGUAGUGGUAGGGCGAUAUGUACUGAAUGUAAUGGAUGCAGAAACAUGAAGACGUACACUGAACUUACUGUCAAAUUCAUAAAUCACGUGAGGGAUUACAUUUUUCAGCGAUCUGACAUGCCAGAUCAGUUGGUAAAAAAUGUAAGCGGCAAAGUGGUGUUUGAGCAAGAUUUAGACCAGGUAUUCCCAAUAACAACCCACCCGAUAAAAGAAAUCAACAACAAUUCAAAACGAAUCAUCAACGAGCAUAAACAUGCUUUUCCAUAUGAGAGAAUAAAAAGACAGAGACAACGUUUGCUUGCUGUUCCGGUGACGGAGGUCCACUUUACUUGGAAAGAUACACGUUCUCGAUACUGGAUCUAUGGGAUGGAGAGAAAAGUUUAUGCUCCAGAUUUUCCCCAAAAGUGCUGUUCUUGUUGUGCCAUUCUGUAAAAGUAUG